Triticum aestivum (bread wheat) is the source of this 1055-nucleotide messenger RNA. Its product is annotated as cysteine-rich receptor-like protein kinase 40. NCBI's taxonomy places the organism in Eukaryota, Viridiplantae, Streptophyta, Magnoliopsida, Poales, Poaceae. The record is from RefSeq and is a predicted model, not a curated record. Gene Ontology annotation, molecular function: protein kinase activity; ATP binding. Gene Ontology annotation, biological process: protein phosphorylation.
AUUCACCCAGAAAGAGUCGAACACGGUGGGCAUGAGUCAAGUCAAUGCAUACUUUUCUACGCGGUAGGUGGGCAUCUCAUUGGGUUGGUGGUAUAUGUCCAGCUGAGGUUAGCAAGAAGUGGUUCCUUCUCAGAAGCUUCAUCCCCAUUUCUCUGCUCUCUUCACAACUGCUAGAGGAUCCCUCAAGAGUCCGAUCUUCACGAGAAAUGGCUACUAGCGCUAGCGGAGGUAGAACUGAAGAGAACAAGCCGAGCAUUUUGAGCACAUUACCGAAGCAUCUGCCAUUAGACUUUCUGAAGAGUAUCACCGAUCAGUUCUCAGAGAAGCGUGUAAUUGGUAAAGGCGCUUUUGGAACCGUUUAUGAGGGAACUGUGCCAGAUGGGGAAACCAUUGCUGUCAAGAAACUUGCCGAAAAUUCACCCCUUCCACGAGAUAAAGCAUUUAAUAACGAGGUUCAAAAUAUUAUGGCUCUCCAACAUGAAAAUGUUGUAAAGUUGGUUGGCUACUGUCAUGAAAGUCAAAAGAAAGUGGUGCAGAACAAUGGAAGAUAUAUUGUUGCUGACAUUGUUGAAAGUGUACUCUGCUACGAAUAUUUACCAGGGGGAAGCCUUAAGAAGAAUCUUUUUGGAGAUACCAAAAUGGACUGGGACACACGAUUCAACAUAAUUAAGGGGAUCUGCGAGGGUUUACUCUUUGUACACAGCAUUCCUAUUGUCCAUAUGGAUCUUAAGCCCGAAAAUAUACUGCUGGAUAGUAACAUGGUACCGAAAAUAGCGGAUUUUGGUCUCUCGCGACUCUUCGGUCAAGAACAAACACGGAUGAACACACAAAAUGUUGUGGGGUCAUAUGGAUACAUUGCUCCAGAAUAUCUAUACAGAGGUGAAAUCUCCACAAAGUCAGAUAUAUACAGUUUAGGUGUACUAAUCCUGGAGACCACCACAAGAGAGGAGAAUUGCCGCGGGAACAAACCAUCUGCAGAACAAUUUAUUAAAAAGGUACGUGAUAAUUGGACAGAGCAGCACAUCGUAUCAGUGUACCCAUCAUUAAAAGCAGAU